Molecule: messenger RNA, 1705 nt
Organism: Pelobates fuscus (common spadefoot toad)
Lineage: Eukaryota; Metazoa; Chordata; Amphibia; Anura; Pelobatidae
Gene: LMAN1L
Product: lectin, mannose binding 1 like
Exons: 13
Coding region: 61-1506 (481 amino acids)
Biological process (GO): endoplasmic reticulum to Golgi vesicle-mediated transport
Cellular component (GO): Golgi membrane; endoplasmic reticulum membrane; endoplasmic reticulum-Golgi intermediate compartment
Molecular function (GO): D-mannose binding
Source: RefSeq, a predicted model, not a curated record
CCCUCAUAGAGUUUCAGUGUCCCAUUUCAGAGAGACGCCAUUCCCCACUAACACCUGCAAAUGGCUUUCCCAAGCUGGCUACUUUUCUCCUUCGUCCUUCCCUCCUUUCUCCAGGCACAGGAUCAGCCUGCUCACCGCAGGUUUGAGUACAAGUACAGCUUCAAGGGACCUCAUGUCACUCUCCCCGAUGGAACCGUGCCCUUCUGGGACUUAUAUGGAGAUGCCAUUCCUGGUCCAGAUGAGGUCCGUCUUGUCCCAUCUCUGAAACAUCACAAAGGAUCAAUGUGGACCCAACUUAAUGCGUCUUUUCCACACUGGGAGGUGGAUGUGUCAUUAAAUAUUGUGGGACGUACACGAGAGGGUGCAGACGGACUGGCCAUUUGGUACACGAGGGAACCAGGACAGACAGGUACGGUUUAUGGCUCCGCUGACCAAUGGGAUGGAGUAGGAGUUAUAUUUGAUACCUUCGACAAUGAUUUUAAGGGGAAUAACCCAGCAAUAUUAAUUAUAGGGAACAAUGGAAAACUCAAUUAUGACUAUUCACACGAUGGAGUAAGUCAGGCUCUAGGCUCCUGUGUGUUGAAUUUCAGGAAUACGAUUCGUCCAUUCAGAGCAAAAAUCUCUUACUUUAAGAGGACAUUACGAGUUGCUGUACACACCGGCCUGACCCCAGGAGAUGACACAUAUGAGCUGUGUGCUCAGGUUUCAAACAUGGUAAUUCCUUCCACUGGUUACUUUGGGCUCUCUGCGUCUACUGGAUUCCUGGCUGAUGACCAUGACGUGUUUUCCUUCAUGAUAUACAGUCUAAGCAGAACCUGGGAGGAGUCUCCCUCAGCACAGAUACCUGAUGCUGAAAAAGAUGGCUUUCUCCAGGAAUUUGAAGAGUUUCAGAAAGAGCUUGAAAAGAACAUGCGAGAAUUUGAAAAGACUCACCCUAAACAAGGUGAGGACCUGUUUGAGUCUGACAGUCAACGGGAGUUGGAUAUGAUCUUAGCUGGGCAGGCUCGAGUGCUAGAGGAGAUAUCUAUACUGAACAAGAGAUUAAACAUGACUCUGGAAGAGCAAAUAAGGCAGAGGGAUAUCCUAAGUCGAUCUGCAGCUAAUGAAACCACAACUGUGAAAAAAGACCACGCCCACGGUGCCCUGGAAACCGUAAUGAAUGGGAUCCCGGAUCUUCUAGCCAUGACGCGGGAUCUGAAAAGUGACAUUUUAAAGAUGGCAGCCAAGGCCAAACAUCCGACUUCGUCAUCAGGAAAAGAUAGUGGCUCCCUCAGUGCAAGUAACGUUAGUGAUUUCCAGCAGGACUUCCUGAAAAUUAAGAGAAAUCUGCAGAGUUUGGUCAAAAAUUCGGACAGCACACAGAAAUCCCCCUGUCCUACGGACAUCGUACAAUCAUCUUGUUUGUCUAGUGGUGUUUUUCUGACAUUUCUGUUUCUGCAGACAGUGUGCAGUGUGAUAUACAUGUUAUUCAGCAAGACUGAUUCAACCACUAAAAAGUUCUACUGAAAAUGAGAAGGUUAUGUAUCGGAAUUCCGUCAUCCAGCUGCAUGGAAGCAAGAUUCCAAAACCACAACUGAAACAGAUUGUCUGCCACGAAUGGGUGAAGGGAUUCUUCACCAUAAUUCAAUAGUUAUGUUUGAUGUAGAAACUAAAUAACUAUGUUUAUAUAUACAUUUUAAAUGACUUUAGUAAAAUAUUAACCUUA